Molecule: messenger RNA, 10105 nt
Organism: Apis cerana (Asiatic honeybee)
Lineage: Eukaryota; Metazoa; Arthropoda; Insecta; Hymenoptera; Apidae
Source: RefSeq, a predicted model, not a curated record
UGGCUAUUGUCCGCGUUUAUAUAUUAGUGUGCCCAGGGCAGGAUUCGACGAUCGAUGUGACCAACCACAGAUCCCAGCGAUCUAUCUUUCCGUGGCUGAUUUCGACAUUGAACCAGCGAUUCGUUACUCGCAUCAUCCCACUUCUUUCAACAUCCUCGAGGUCGUUCAAAUGCAGGAUACCAUUGUUGAAUUGUGAUCGUUACUCGUUCGUCCCGUUUUUCUUUUAAUAUCGUCUACGAUUGAUUCGAUUUCGAACGAAUUCUUCCUUCGAUCGUUUCAAUUUUGAUACGAGCGAGGAGGAGUAGGACGUCCAUGCCUCGUCGAAUAGGGACGAUGGGUACGGGGCGCCGUGGUAAACGGUGGGAAGCCAACACGGUUGCGUUAAUAAAGUCGCGCGUGGUUUUCCCUCGUAACGCAAAAAAAGUUGUUAGCAGCUAUUUACCUGAGGGCUCUAACCGACCCCUACAGUUUUCGAGAUCACCGCCGCUCUGUGGAAGGCAUGAACGCGUGCGCUGGUCUCGCCUUCGCGCCUUCGUUCUCUCUUUUCGAGAAGCUUUCAUCGGUUCUCGUUGUUAUCGCCGUUGUACCGAUUGUUCUUAAUUCAUCCGUGUAAAACUUCUUUACCGAUCAUCCGUACACUUCUUUAUCCGCCCACAAAGAAGUAUCUACUCUGUCUCUCUCUCUGUCUCCUUUUCUUUUAUUUUCUUGUUUUUUUUUAAACAGAAACCUCGUAAUUUCAAAAACGUCUUUGCCCUUAAUCGUGCUCGUUCCCUUUUGCUCGAAAGCUUUCUCGUUGAUAUCCUCGGCUCACAAUCCCCACUCUCCUUUUUCCCCCACUCCUCGAAAAUCGUUCGUCAUUCACAAGGGGACGCAAAACUGUUCUUCGCGUGUCCUGAAAGCGUGCUCGGUCUCCGCGUGAAUAGUCGAGGGGUUUCACGAGCGUAUCGAGUACCGUCAAUGGGUUAAACUUAAAGCAUCCCUUUCAAGAAAAUAAUCUCCAAGCAUUUUUUCACUUAUUCUUAUAUUCGAAUCCAACUAGGCAAGGAACACGAAGGGAAAAAAGGAUUCGGUGGAAUCGAAAUGCGUCUAUUUCACCGUGAAACACGUCUCGUGCACGCAAAGGUGGAAAAUUUGCAUGAAGAGACCAAGUACUCUUAGUAAAGAGUCAAAGGUGCGACGAGUCGUUAUUUAAGACUAGGAAAGGUCACGGAACAAGCGACACACCGUUGUCGGUGUUCCUUCUCAGUCCUGUUGGAGAAACGAAAAGGAAUGGAAGGUGUUUCCCCGAGAAUUGGGUGCGGCUACUAUAUAUUAAUAGGCGUUGAUUCGAAAAGAGGUUGCAACCGCCCUGGUUCAAUUCGAUUAAUCAACGCUGAUUGAUCGUAUAAUGUUUCAGAAAGAGGAAAUGAAGGAAUAGAAGAGAAGUUCCAGUUUUCAAAAUAAGGCCGUGCUUUUUUCCAUUCGAUAAAUAUCGGAUCGAUUUAACGUGCUGGCGGAAUAUACAUAUGAAUUUUCGUAAUGAAAUGAACAGAGAGAGGGAACUUAAAGGAUUAUUUUUCACGGAAAAUUAUGCAAAAAGAAAAAUUCGAAAAUUGAAGAAAUUAUUUAUUUAUCGAAUAUAUGGAGAGAAUAAUUUUCUCGAAGAAUUUUAAAUGGAUUGCCAACUUAUAAUAAAUUCACGAGUUGGAUAUUAAUCUCUCAUCGAUCCAAUAUUAAAAAUAGUAUCAUCGUAUGACGAGAUCUGGAAAUGCGUUCGAUUAAUUCGUGAAAGAAUUCCUUUUCCAUCGUUUCUGGCCAACUUUUCCUUCCCGUAUGAGAAUUCUUCUAACCAAGACGAACAAAUGAAAUCUCGAUGGGAUCACGAUCUCAAUUGAAAUAUCUCGAGAAAAGGGCAAAUGCUCGGAAGAAUGUUCGAAUUCUCCUCGACAACGAUCCACGAUUAAUUUCGCUCAACCGGAUCACCCAGAAACCUCGUCUUUCUUCAUCGAAAAAAAAAUCGAAUUUCUGGUAAAACGCUUUAACAAGAAUAUACAUACGCGCCGAUCUCUUUCGUUUUAAAGGAUUCGAUAAAUCGAUAAAUCGAUUCGUCAAACGACUUUCCUCGACGUUACACCCCAUCGAAAGGGAUCUCCACUCGUUCCUGACCUGGAUUAAAACCCCAUCGACCUGUGAUAUAUCCUUUGAAACCUCGACGUACCCUCGAUUCGAACGAUUCUCGCGAUUCGACGAAAAUAAACAAGAAACGAGAAAUCAUGAGUGGUGGAAAGUGACCGUCCAGCAGUACGCUUCGCUCAUUCAUCUCGACAAUGACGUAACUCGAAAACUUGCAAAUUUUCUGCAAUCAUCGACACCAAGAAUUUCGUUUAUCGAAUUCAUAUUUCCAAUUUUCCAUACGAUUUUCUUACCCAUUUUUAGAAGAGGAUUGAAGGAACGGUGAAAGUUUAUUAUUAUUUUUCUUUUUUAAAUAAGUUCGUCAGAACCAUUGUUGCGGCAAACGCAUCCAAAAGUGCAUCCACGGUUGCAUUAUAUUUGUCCAAUUAUAUUUAUCGCUGCAUUGGAAAGACGAGCAUCUAGAAAUAAAAGUUCGUUACUCGAGUCUUCCGAUUUUAACAACAUUCUGCUUCCCGCGAAAUCAGUGUCGUUAGUGCGUGCAAGGCUCGACGACGAGAACAACUCUUCGUUCCUUCGUGAAACGAACACCUGACUGAUCGACAAACUUUUCAUCCUCUUUCGGGCAAAGUUGAUCGAGAGUGACGGCAACAUCAUCGAGGGCUGAGCUAUCGAAAAAUAUGGCGUCAGGAAUACCGAGCGUUCAUCAGAGGAAGCUUGGACCAGCGCCGAUAGCAUCCUUCGAAGACCUGUCCGACGAGGUGGAAAACGGGGAACCGGCUGCGCGAAUGCCAGGCAUCGUCGAGGUCACCACGCCGGCAACGCCUGGUAGUUCGCUUAAGACACCCAGCACGCCGAGAAUUGACAUCAGCAGAGCGAGCAGUUCCUCCCACCAUGAGGACAGUAACUCCAGGGAUUCCACGCCCGAGAGGGAACUCCUCGCAGGCGGAGAACCUCCACCCGGAUGCAAGCUGACUCUGGGCUACAAGGAGGACGCCCAGGAUCUGAGAUCGUCGACGGAGGAGCUCGACCUGCAAGAUCCGAUUCACGAGCAAGAUCUGAAAAGGGAAUCGAAGAAAUUGGCCAAGAGGCGGAAGGAGGAUGGUUCUCUGUCCGACUACAGCGGCAAACAAUUGGACAGAGAGCGUAAGGACAGCAAUUGCUCGGAGAUUGUCCUAUUGAAUAUCAGCGGCAGAACGUCCAGGCUCUCGUCGGUUGGCAGUCAAGGUUCUGGGGCGUCCGGCAAGCUCUCCGUCGUGUCAGCCACGUCGUCCAGGUCACCGAGCCCGCACAAAUGUCUACUCGAAACGUCGUUCUGCGGAAGCAAGCCGACCCUGGCCGAUAACCUGAUAGAACCGUCGAAGCCGGAGACGGACGAUCUGGAGAAGAUCCUGUUGAAACGAGAGGCGGACACCACGAAAGCGUUAAUCCCGGACAGCAUAAAGGUGUCGAUGGUGGAUGGAAAUUUGAAGCCCGAUCCGUUGGAUAAACCUAGGAGGCGGGGGCGAGAGGAGAGGAAGGAGAUUUUUAAGAGAGAAGUCGAAAUAACGAAGAGAUUUCUCGAGAAGGUCAACAUACAGGUGCCGGUGGUGAAGAGAACGGAGAAUACAACGGAGCAGCAGCAGUUGGCGAGAGGUCAACAGGCGCAAGAGGUGCAGAAACCGGCCACUCUGGAUUUCAACGACAAGAGGAAGAAGGCGCAGAACUUCAAGGAGAUCGUGCAAACAACCCCGACAACGAGCAGCGUGACCGGCAGCCCAAAGCUGCCCAGGCAUCAGAAGGUCCGCGACCUCGAGGGGUCCCGUACACCCAGCCCGUCCUCCGUUUCGAGAAAGAGCAGCUUCACCUCCCUGUUCAAGGCCCGCACAGACAGCAGUGUGUUGAGCCCAGAAUCACCGUCGCCCAGCACCAAGCCUCGCCGUAGCUUGACCUCCAAGAUCAAGGACACGACCGAGAGUCUGCGCAGCAGGUCCAAGUCGAGGGACCGGGUGACUCCCCCGGGCGAGAAAGGUUUGAGAAAGGAGUCGAAGAACAAGGGCGUGUUCUCCUCCACGCUGAGCCUGUUCAAGAAACGCGAGCGCAAGAAAAGUUACGACGAGGCGAUCGCCGCCUCCUGCACCUCCGCCGAGCUCAACGCCGCCCCACCGCCUGCCGGCCACCCCUCGCUCGACAGCAUCGGCCACGUCGAGUUCCGGUUCAACGCGGAGAAGGAGAGCCGCAAGGACGACUCCAUCUUCAUCAGCUUGCACGCCGACGACAGGAACUACGAGGAGGCCCUCCCCUCGGAGAGCGUCUCCAUACCCCUGGAAACGCCCACGAAACUGUUGGACGAGUACGAGUCGGAGCCCCGUACAGGGAGCAUCGUCACGGAGGUGUCGAUCGAGCACUACCCACCCCCUCCAUCCUCCUCGUCCUCCUCCUCCUCGAGGAUAAGGACCGAGGCGUUGAUCGAGACCAGCUCGAGGUCGUACUCCAGGGACACGGUGCAGAUACCGCGGAGCGGCUCCAAGGAGUCCGAGAUAUCGAGAAGCUCGUCCAAGGACUCGAAACUGAGCGGCCAGGGGAGAGGGGCGGGCGAGGUCAGGUCGUCCUCGGAGGGGAAAGCUUGCGCGGAGCACAGCAGGGUGUCGAGCAGCUCGUCCAAAGACUCGAUAGGGGCGAGGAGGGACGCGACGAAGCCGAAGAGGAGGAGCAAAGAGGCGGUGGAGUCGGUGGGGAGAAGGGACGAGGGCGCCUCGUCGAGGCAAGCAAGGGAGCACGCGGAGGUUGGAAGCAAGAGGCAGGACCUGUUGGACGAGGGGAUCAAGAUCGGGGAUCAGGAGCUGGCGAAGACGCCGAGCGUGAUCUCGGACCUGGAUCGCAACAGCUCGGAGUCGGAGAGGGACUCGGAGAUCGAGUUCAUCAGGAACAAGGUCGAGAAGCUUGCCGAGGAACUGCCGGACGAGAGGAAGGGCCUGUUCUACGAGGAGAGCUUCGAAGAGGAUCUCCCCUACAUCCCGACCACCCUCCCCCUGGAGAAGAGCGUGGCUGUGCCGAUCCUGCCCGUGAAACAACGACUCCAGGAAGUAAGAACGAUACCGAUCGAGAGGCCGCGCUCCACGACACCGAUAAACCCGACACUGCUCGACGAGUUCGUGAUGCACACGUCUCUGGACGAGCGUCGCGUGGAGAAAAUGAAGAUAUCGUUGCCCAGGGAAGAAAGUUUCAAGCUGAAGAGCCCCAGGAAGCACGCGGCGAACACGUUCAUGGAGUUCGCCGGCAAGGUGCCCGACGGGGGGCGGAAAACCGCGGGCAAGUCGCCGAGUCCUCCUCCACUGCCACCGAGGGCCACGGCUAGGCCGAGCAAUUGGAUCAAUUUCGAGGAGAUACCGGAGAAGAGGAAAGCGCCGAAAAGGAUUCAAACGAUCCCUCGGCCGGAAGACGAGGUGAAAUCAGGUGGAUACAGUUACGUGCAACCGGAGGAAUGCAGGUGCGAGUGCCACGAAGAGUCGCGACGAGCGUCGAUGAAGGAGGCGACCGCGACGAGGGCAUCGUCCUCGUGCAGCAGCAACGGGGAACGCGCUUGCAACGGUGACAACUGUACGGUGCCUACGUCGACGUCCCUGGACCGUGCCAGCAUCGUCAGUGACAGCUCGUUGGAGUAUAGCCUGAGCAUCGAGGAGAACAACACGACGCAGCCGUUGUCGGCGAAGCCGUUCAGCAUGGAUCUGGACGUUAGGUCGAAUCGGUCCAGUAUCGUAUCCCAGGACGAGACUGACGAGACCCUGCACCAAUAAUAGUUUCUUCACGGCACGCCUCGCCUUAUUAUCCUCUUGUCGAUCGGAACGAAGAUUCUCUCCUUGUUGGAACCGUUCUCGUUUGCACCUUUAGCCGGCCCGAGUCUCCAAAGCGUCGUCGAAACUGGAUAACGAAUCCACUCUGCUCUCUCUCUCUCUCUCGACUCUUAUUUUCUUUCUCUCCAUCGAACUUUCUCCAUUAAACCGUCUCACGAUUCUAUAUGUCAAUUUCAAAGUUUAACGCUCGUUUAACUGCAAUUUUGCGCGCGGUUAUAUUUGUUAUAUCUGAUCGAAGACAGAGUAAUUCGUUAUUCGGCGAAAUAAAUAAUCGCGUUAAGUGCGUUCGGAAUAGAGCUCUUAUUAUAUAACUCGAGUUUUCUUUCACGAUUCCAAAUGCGUUGAAUUCAAAGAGACCAAAUUUAAACGAAUGUAUUCGCAACCGAGUUAUUCUAAAUUAAACUCGUGCUCGGCUAGAUAGUAAGAGCUCUGGUAUUAGAGUAUUAUAUCUAUAUUGUGUAAUCGUUCCGAUUUUCCUCGACUUUUCUCGUCGUUGUCUACGAGCCUGUCGUCCUUGUUUGUAUCAGCCAGUUAUCGAACAUCGAACGUCAAUGCUAAUUUUUAAUCGCGCUUCGUAGCCGAUUUUACGAAAAAACGCGAGCACACACACAUUUGUACAUAACCUGUAACGAUUUCGAGAACAUUUUAAUCUAAGGGCGUAAUACUUCCGCGAGAACUCGUUCGUUCUUUCGUUACUAGUUCCCUCGUCGCGCGUCAAUCCUUAAAAAGUGAGAAGAAAAACGAUGCUUUGCGCGCGUGUUGACCGAAUGCUUCCUUACGAGAGCGAAGAUAGCAUUACGGGAGAUCGAAUCGCGGACGAUGAUUCGUGAGAGAGGAUCGAUUCCUCGGUUUUUCGAAGCUUUUCGAAGUUGAGAUCCUUCAUCGAAUUAACUCGGAAUUAAAAGUCGACUGUCGACGCUUUACGCUAGAAAAAGAAAGGAAAUUAGUGGAUAGUUUAUUAACGAUCGCGUUUAGAUCGUGUUGAAAGUAUAUGAUAUAAUAGCGAAUAAUGCGUUCAAAUAUUUUUGCGACCAAUUGUAGACAGUACCUCGAUAAUAUGCGUGUUCUCGAAUAUCAUUGGCAAACUUCGUAGCAGCGAGCUCCUUCCGUUUCCAGACCGAUAAAGAGAAGAGUAUGUUAUUUUGUCGAUCGUCUGGUGUAAAAAAAAAAAAAGAAGAAGGAAAGAAAAAGGAGCGCGUCACGAAGAGAGCUUACUUUCGAUUCUUCAUAUCAUGUAGAUAAAGAUUUAGAUCUGUAAGUGCCACGAAUGUAGAGAAUCAUAGAAAAUUAGAGAAAUUAUAAGAAUGAUUGUUGCGUUAAAUCAAUCGAUUUUUGCGUGUAACACGUGUUCUAUCAAAAUAGUGUUAAUCGCGUGUACGCGAAAAUCGGCGAAUAUUCGAAAAUUUCAUUGGACGCAUGUGAUGCGCAUCGUCGAAAGAUCAUUCUCUCGGUAUUAUACGCGUGGAUAAUUGUGAUUGCGUGUAUGCGUGCAUAUCAUUCCAUACCACGUUCAUAAAAUUAAUUUUUAUUUUCCCUCGGAUUUAUCGCAAUUUAUCGAGCUUCGAAUUUCGAAAAUGUGAAUAUUGUCCACGGUCAUCGUUCACGAAAGAAAAAUGGCAACGAUCUCCCAGGAUAUUGAGCCGACGAGUAUAAAUAGCGAAGAUAUCGAUGUUAGACGCUUAUAAUCGCGACAAAAAUCAAACGAUCAUAACCGACAGAAUCGAUCCGAUUGCGUUUCGUUCAAGUGCUUCGAUUGCUUCGUCUCGCGUCACUGGAAUAACGAUCAUUCUUUAUUUCGAGUCUGAACUAACCAUGUGAUAGCUUAUCUGAAUUGUUUUGUAACUAUUCACGCGAUAAAUUUCAAUCACUUAGGCUUCCCGAUCGAUGUUUCGUCUAAAUUGCUUUUGUUAAAUCAAAUUUGAGUGUUUCGGAAAAUAAGUAUCGCGGAAAGAUUCUGUUUCGUGAAAGUCAAAUCGAAAAGUACAAGAUAAUAGAGAUAAUUGUAACGUUGUUCGAUCGUCGUUAAUUGAUAAGAAAGAAUCUUAUCGAUUGAUCGCGAUAUAUCACAAUUUAGCGUGAAUAACGGAUUCGAUAAUGAGAAUAAUAGUCAAAAAAUGAAAAGAUGAGACAGAGGAUGAAAGAAGAAAGUUCAACUUUUUUUUUUUUUUUUUUGCAUCGUUAUUCGAUGAUUAAUUAAAUUAUCGGCAAGAAUCAAUUAGCUAGAUUGAUCGAUUAUCGAAUUAAAUUAUUAUAUCGAUUAUAUUUAUAUAUAUUAUAUUAAUCGAUAAAUCGAAUUAGCGAUAAUAUCGGAGAUCGAUGAAACCGCUUUUAUAUCGCUUCUUCCGUUUUAAUGGAAGGGGAAAAAAGAUAGGAAAGAAUGUAAAGGUUGUUGAAAGAUUCUUAUGAAAAAUAUCUCCUCUUCGAUAUUCUUUAGCGAUACACAUCACUAUUCGUAAUUAUACUUUUUAAAAUAUGUUCAACGACAAGCGGUAACCGAAAUAAUUCGAUAUUUCUAAAAUUGCGUAAAUAAUGAAUUAAAAAAAAAUGCAUAUCGCGGAAAAGCAUAAGAGAAUGAGAAUAAAAUCAAAUAAAAUGGAAAAGAAAUAAAAGAGAGAGGAAGAAUGAGUGAGAAGGAAAGCGAAAGCAGACGGAGAAAGAGAAUAAAAAAGAUUUUGCGUUUUAACGAGUAGCUCAAUCAUUUCAAAUAUAUUCUCCUUUUUUUCUUUUUUUUUUGUAGAUAGGUGACAGUAUGCUCUCUCGCCGUCAAAAAGUUGCCCUGUACGCUUGUACUCGCGUAUCAAAAAUUAAGGAAUGAAUCUGUGGCAAAGAAUCGUCCACGAGUCUAAACGAGAAAUAAAUUUUUUGAUAUUAAUCGUGGAAAUUUCAGGGAGUAUUCGGCAAAGGGAACACGAGUCUUCCAACAUAACCUCUUCGAGAAAUAGUUCUCGACGUGAGAUCGAUCGACUCCAGUGACGCGAUAUUUCGACAUUUUUCCCUUAAUCGUUUUUAAUAUCGAUAAAGAAAAAUCUGUGUUCGAAGGCUUCGAGGCCGAUCUCAAAGGAUUUAUCAUUAUUAUUAUUAUUACCUUCGAACUUAUUGAAAUAAAGAUACGUCAAAAUAUGUUUAGAUCGUUCGGUCGAGUUUCCCUUUCGAAUAAUUGUAAAUUCAAUUGAAAUCGAUAAUUGUCGUUAUAAUAUAUCAUCGUGAUCGAAUGUAUCCCGCGAUGAUGAAAAUAAGAGAAACGACAAAGCGGAAACAGGAUUGAUAUUUUAUCGUUAAUGCACGAAAUUUAAAAAUACUUCCCCACUGCGAUAAUUAUUAUACAUACUAUCUCUUCUGGGCACGAGAAAAGAUUGAGGAGAAAAAAAUAGGGAUAAAAAUCGCGUGCGAAGGAAUUAAAAAAAAAAAGAAAAAAAAAAGAAAAAAGAAAGAAAUCCGUAGAAAAAGCAAGAAGCUUCGUCGUGGACGGCUCUAAGCCUGUUAUUUUCUGUGUGUGUGUGAGAAACUGCAAAUUAUUUAUUCCUAUAGAGUCUAUUCUUAUAAAUAUAUAUAUAUUAUAUAUCUUUCGACUGAGUUUCGCGUCGAUUUACCGAAAAUAAUGUUCGUAUCCACAUUCGUUCGUAAAACGAAUAAAUUCAAAGAUAAAAAAAAAAGAAAUCAACAUUUUUCGCUGUAUAUAUGUAUGUUUAUUCUUAAAAAAAUUAUACGGUUAUUAUAUAUAUAUGUAUGUGUAUGUAUAUAUACGUAUAUACAUACAUAUAUAUAUAUAUAAGUACAUUACAAAGUAUAAAUAAGUAAAUAAGUAAAUAAAUAAAUAUAUAUAUAUGUAUAGAAAAAAAAUGAAGAACAAAGAUCAGCAAAAAAAGAAAAAAAAGAAUGGAAUGUAUUAAAAGAAUAGCGUAUGCUGCAUAUAUAUGAUAUUUCGAAGCACAUCUGUUUAAGGAAUUGUUACAGAAUGAUUCAAUAAAUAUUAUCUUAAUAUCAAUUUCAUGCUGAUAAUUCAUGGAUGAAUCGUUAAACAUGUACGAGAGAAGUUUUCGAUUUUCGAUCUCGAUCCAAAAAAUAUUCUUCAUUUAUUCAUCUAAGUACUUUUAACUACUCUGUACCAAAUCAUUGUGUACUAAUCUGAUUUCAUUUAAUAUAUUGACUGUUAAGCCUUUGAA